GGCGGCACUGUCGAAACGACUUCAGGCACUAAAAGCGCUUGGUUUGCCGCGCUGAAGGCUUUGCAAACCGCCGGCUGUUUCGUGCUGCUUCUGCUGUGUGCUACGUCUCUGCGUUUCGGCCCCGAACUCUUUGAACCGAUAUUUUAUACAUAUGCUACUGGUCUCGGAGUUCUGGCUCUUGUCGCAUCAGCUCGUUGGCGAACUCGUUUCAACACGCACUUGAAUGUCCUCCUCAUGAUCACCUUUGGUAUCUAUGGCUGUGCUACCCUCUAUCCGCUGGUCCUGAUAGAUGAAUCGUCUCCUCCCGCGUUGGCCCUGCUGCGUCUCGCCUUACUGGCUCUCACUGGUGUCUUGAUCCCUUUUGCGCUCCCAUGGGGCUUGUUCGCCAUCGACGCGUCCCAACCCGAGCAUGUACAUCCUGAGGAUGAUAUUUCCAUGUGGUCUUACGCAACGUUCUCUUACGUGGAUCGUUUGGUCCACUAUGCUUCCGGACAUCGUCAUCUUUCUGUAGACGUGAUGCAUCCUCUGCUUGAGCGCGAUGAUGUGGAUUAUCUCGUAGCAAAGAAUAUGAUGAAAAUAGAUCCAGCCUUGCGAAACAAAAAACGACACCUUCUUUGGAGUGUGUUUACAACUUUCAAAUGGGAUUGGCUGGUGGUCACGUUAUUCAUGCUCGGCGAACUGGUGACUACCUUUAUCGCCCCCGUGAGCGUUCGAGGACUCUUGCACUACCUGGAAACUGGGGGAGAAAGCGCCAUUUUACGACCAUGGGUAUGGGUAGCGUUGAUUGGUACCGGCCCGCUGUUGGGCGCUAUAUCUUCCGAGUGGUAUGCCAUGAACGCGGGAACGCUCUCAAUUAGAGUUGAGGCUAUUGUCACACAAUUACUUCUCGAGCACACUCUGCGUAUUAGGAUGCAGCCGAAAACGACGAUCCCUACUCAGAACGGAGCAAACAGUCCUUCCCCUUGGCAGGCGAAAUCUUCCAACGACCCCCUCCAGGGCAGAAUCAGUAAUCUGAUCACCAGCGACUUGAAGCAGAUGGGUAAUGGGAAGGAGGUAAUGAGGAUUGUGGAGGGGUUUCUCCAAGUGAGCAUCAGUGUGGCAUUGUUGUACAACAUGCUCGGUUGGGCUGCACUAGCCGGGACUGCCGUUUGUUUGCUUUGCCUGCCCAUUCCAGGGCGAACCGCGCGGCUCAUAGCCCAAACCCAAAAGAAAAGAAUGAAAGCUAGUGAUGGACGUGUGCAACUCGUGACUCAGAUGAUACAUGGUUUCCGCAUGGUCAAACUAUUUGCAUGGGAACGCCAUGCACUCAAGGUCCUUGACGAAAAGCGAGAGGUCGAACUGCAGUGUAUACGACGUGGGGCACUCCUCAGUAUUGUCAUCAACGCCUUUAAUUCAAUAUUGCCUAUAUUGAACGUAAUCGUGGCGUAUGCGAUAUACGCGCUGUGGAUGAAGCAAGCACUGACUGCCUCCCGAAUCUUCGGUUCGAUGGCCGUAUUUGAAAUCUUGAGAGGGAAUUUGGCAUUCCUGUCCAUGCUACUCCCUAUGGUGAUAGGAGCGAAGGUCUCGGCUGAUCGGAUCAAUGGUUUUCUUUUGGACUCGGACUUCUUUGAUCGGUCUGCGGUUUCCAACGACAGUGAAUAUACCGCCGAGGUUCAGUCUGUGCAAGCGAGCGGUGGUAUAGGGAUGAGCGCAUGCAGUUUCUCAUGGGACGGAGCAGAUGAUGGGUCAGAAAGUACUGGCUUCCGUUUGAGCGUGGAGCAUACAGUAACCUUCGAACGAUCUGGUGUCAACCUUGUCGUCGGCCCCACGGGUUCUGGUAAAACAUCGCUUCUCUAUGCACUACUAGGGGAGUUGAACUUCUAUCCAAAAACGGCCGAUUCCUGGUUCUCGCUGCCAAGGCGCGACGGUGUUGCCUUAGCAGUGCAGGAGUCGUGGGAGAACAUUCUUUUCGGCGUGCCCUACGACGAAGCACGUUAUCAGAAAGGUCUGCUCAUACACCCUGUGAUUGAAUGCUACUCCAACCCUCCAACAGUACUGUAUCAAUGUGCUUUGUUGCGAGAUUUGGAAUUGUUCGAAGCUGGAGACGAGACGGAAGGUUUAACGUUAAGCGGAGGACAGAAGGCUCGCGUGACGCUGGCUCGUGCGGUAUAUUCUUCCGCGAAGAUCUUACUGCUAGACGACAUCCUCGCGGCUCUUGAUGUGCACACUGCUCGAUGGAUUGUCGACAAAUGCUUGCGCGGGGAUUUGAUCAGAGGGAGAACCACGAUCUUGGUCACUCAUAACCUUGCGUUGACUAAAGGCUUGGCUACCAAGGUUAUCAGGGUCAACGCAGCAGGGCAAGUCACCGCCGAACACUCGGUUGCAGAUGCGCUUGAACUCGAUCCGGACCUUCAAGAGGAACUGGCACACGAUGAAGCACAACUGGACAUCGAGAAGGCGGGCGCUAUAAACUCCGAGGCCACCGAAAACACCGUGAUCGAGCAACUUAACAGGCCUUCAGGCAACCUCAUCGCGGCAGAGCAGGUGGCGAUCGGCUCUGUGGGAUGGCCAGCGAUCCGGCUUUAUGUCCUCAGUUUGGGAGGUGUAUUCUUUUGGGCCUCUUGGGUGUCAUUCCUCAUCACCAGCUACGCGCUGGUCCUCUACCGCUCGUACUUCCUUGGUAUAUGGUCGCAUCAAUACGAGAUGCACGACCCGUCGGAAGUAUCGGCGCCUUACUAUCUGGCCGGUUUCAUCAUCAUAGUGAUUGCUAGCGUCGCAGCUUCAAGCAUCGCAUCAGUGCUAUGGCUAUCCGGCGGGGACCGUGGUUCACGUAGGGUACAUGCGAGCCUCAUGAACUCACUCUUCGGCGCGACCCUUCGCUGGUGGGAUACCGUGCCCUCUGCCCGGGCAAUUGCGCGCUGCACACAGGAUAUGCUAUCUAUUGAUGUCACCCUGCGCCAGUUGGUAUCCAAUUUUGUGGGCCUUUCUGUUCAACUGUUGCUGCAGUUCGUGGCGAUACUGGCGCUUAUUGGAUGGAAAGCCGUGGUACCGGGCUUCCUCUGUGCAGGGGUGGCGACAGUCAUAGGCAGGCUAUACCUUACUGCGCAGCAAGGCGUUAAACGUGAGCAAUCGAACGCAAGGUCCCCGGUUAUCGGUCUCUUUGGUGCCACCUUGACGGGACUGGUUUCCAUCCGAGCAUAUGGAGCUCAGAGCAUGUUCAGAAAUGAGCUGAUGCGGCGCACCAACCGGUAUUCGCUGAUUACCAAGAAUUUUUAUCUUCUGAACAGAUGGGUGGGGCUCCGCGUGGGCACUCUUGGUGCCAUGUUCGCAUUGGCGGUGGCAUCCGCUGCGACGUACAAUAAGUCUAUCACUGCCGGAGAUGCCGGAUUCUCGUUGUUGCAGGUGCUCAGUUUUGCGUUCAUGAUGAAUUUCUGGGUACGCGCGGCGAACGAUCUGGAGAUUGAAUGUAAAAGUCUGGAGCGUAUCAAGGAUUUCAUCGAAAUCGAGCAAGAACCAGUGCCAGUUCCGGAAGGUGUACCGCCUGCAUACUGGCCAAAUAACGGGUCAUUGAGAGUGGAAGAUCUCUGCGCGCGAUACUCGCCUGAUACUCCAGAGGUGCUGCAUAACCUCACAUUUGAGCUUCAGUCCGGCGAGCAUGUCGGCGUCGUCGGACGCACGGGGGCUGGCAAGAGCAGCGUCGCAUUAGCCCUGCUGCGUGGCAUUCCUACGACGGGGAAAGUCUACUUUGCGGACCGCGAAAUCCACUCGGUCAACCUUGACGCGCUGCGAUCAAGUAUCACGUUCGUACCGCAGCACCCGGAACUGCUCCAGGGCUCUCUCAGGGAGAACCUGGAUCCCUUCGACGAGUGUGACGACGCAGUGCUCAAUGACGCUCUUGAAAACGCCGGUCUCGCCGGCGGAGAGGAGGGGAACGCGAUUGGACUCGAUUCGGAGGUACACGCGGGCGGAGCCAAUUUUUCAGUCGGACAACGUCAGAUGAUCGCCCUCGCGCGUGCUCAGGUGCGCCGGAGCAAGCUCGUGAUUAUGGACGAAGCCACGGCCGCAAUCGAUUACGAGACCGACACGGCCAUUCAGAAGUCGCUGAGGCAGAGCCUGGGUAGCGACGUGACGGUCAUGACCAUCGCGCAUAGGCUUCAGACCAUCAUGGAUUCGGACAAGAUCAUGGUACUGGACGCUGGGCGGUUGGUGGAGUUCGGUUCGCCGAAGGAGCUAUUGCAGAAGGAUACGGGCUUCUUCAAAGAAAUGGUGGAGGGCAGUCAUGAUAAGGCUGCGUUGUAUGCGCUGGUCAGGGAUCAGACGUGAACGGAGAGUGCUUAUUAUUACCGUUUUACGAACGAUGUCUCUAGACGUUUCUUCUAGCUUGCAUUAAC
Messenger RNA from Punctularia strigosozonata HHB-11173 SS5, 4370 nucleotides. RefSeq names its product P-loop containing nucleoside triphosphate hydrolase protein. The record is from RefSeq and is a predicted model, not a curated record. Gene Ontology annotation, molecular function: ABC-type peptide transporter activity; ATP binding; ATP hydrolysis activity. Gene Ontology annotation, biological process: transmembrane transport. The transcript is spliced from 41 exons. The coding region runs from base 235 to 4302 and encodes 1355 amino acids. NCBI's taxonomy places the organism in Eukaryota, Fungi, Basidiomycota, Agaricomycetes, Corticiales, Punctulariaceae. Gene Ontology annotation, cellular component: membrane; fungal-type vacuole.